Molecule: messenger RNA, 1269 nt
Organism: Antechinus flavipes (yellow-footed antechinus)
Lineage: Eukaryota; Metazoa; Chordata; Mammalia; Dasyuromorphia; Dasyuridae
Gene: SPC25
Product: SPC25 component of NDC80 kinetochore complex
Exons: 8
Coding region: 303-1061 (252 amino acids)
Biological process (GO): chromosome segregation
Cellular component (GO): Ndc80 complex
Source: RefSeq, a predicted model, not a curated record
GGGAGGCAGUCUUCAUUUAAAAUUUUGUUGUGGGCCACAGCUUAUAUGUCGGUUUAAGUCGUUCUCUUUUUGAAGGAGGGUGUUGGGGCAGCGGCUGAGAAAGAACUGUGCCGAAGUCAGGUCCCAGGCACUCGGGUCAAAAGCGGCAGCUUUGCGUCUUUGCGCCAGCCGGAGCAUCCGGGUCAGAGAGCCCGGGAUCUUCGGAGCCUGUGGGCUGAGCAGGAUUCCUCAACUGAAGAAGGAAAUGACAAACCACUCUAGUAUUUUUAUCAAGAAAACCCCAAAUGGGGUCAUGAAGAAAAAUGAAACAACAGAAUAAUGGUGUUUUCUUUGCAACCAUGAUAGGGGUUGCCAGCAUAAUGUCUCAUAUAAAGACAGAAGAGAAACUGAAGCUAUUUAAUGAAAGUAUAAAUGACUUUUGGAACAGAUUCCGAAAUGCUACAUUUAAUGAACACUAUAGUCAAGUGAUGGGGCUGAGAGAUACCUAUAAAGACUCCGUUAAAGCACUGACAGAAAAAUUAUCUACAAAGAUAAAAGAAGAAGAACGAAUGGUUGAGACUUGUCUGGAAUUCAGAAAUAAGAUUCAUAUCCAGAAUAAGCUUAUUCAAGAAAAACAAGAUAAUUUAACAAAACUGAUUGAUAGUAUACAAGACAAAAAAUGCGAAGUGGAAAAGCUGACAAAAACUACUCAGGAUCUUAAGGAAUCACUGAAUAAGAAAAAAGAAAUUAUUGCUGCUGCUAACAAAGCCAAUAAGGAAAAGUUGAAAAUGCUGCAGAAAUCUUACAAUUUGUAUAAAGAUCACCUUGGACUGGAAAUUCGAAAAAUUAAUGGUGAAAAACUUCAAUUUAUAUUCCGAAAUAUUGACCCUAAAGCUCCUGAGAAGCCAUUUACCUUUUCCCUGCGCAUAAAUGAAGAAAGGGAAUAUGAAAUAUCAGAUAGUGCUCCUCAUCUGGAAUGCUUGGAAGAAUUUCAAGAGAAAGUAAGGAAGACCAACAAUUUUUCAGCUUUCCUUGCCAAUGUUCGGAAAGCUUUUGUUGCUUUGGUCUGUAAUGAAUUGUAAAUAGUGUAUAAAGAUUAUAUUUUCUUUUUUUUUUUUUCUUCCUACUCAUUUUAAUGCUCCUAAAUGAACGUUUUAUGUCUGACUCUUUUGUAUUUUUGGUGCAUCAUAGCCUAACAGGAAUUAAUAAAUUGUAUAGCAUAUUUGUGAAAGCAAAUUUUGUCAAAAAUGUUGUGUUGUCUCAUGGAAUAAAAAAUGGAAUGCAAUUAUA